Molecule: messenger RNA, 2897 nt
Organism: Trichosurus vulpecula (common brushtail)
Lineage: Eukaryota; Metazoa; Chordata; Mammalia; Diprotodontia; Phalangeridae
Gene: WDR45B
Product: WD repeat domain 45B
Exons: 10
Coding region: 344-1378 (344 amino acids)
Biological process (GO): nucleophagy; autophagy of mitochondrion; protein lipidation
Cellular component (GO): phagophore assembly site membrane; extrinsic component of membrane; cytosol
Molecular function (GO): phosphatidylinositol-3,5-bisphosphate binding; phosphatidylinositol-3-phosphate binding; protein binding
Source: RefSeq, a predicted model, not a curated record
GCGUGGGGGAAAAGGCCCCGCCCUUGGUUCGGUGGGAGGUCAGGUCGGGGUGGGUGUUCGGCGCUCGCUCUCUUUUCCUGUCCUGUGGUGGAUGUGCUCGGUGCUCUGCAGGGCUCCCUGGCGAUGCUGGGGAACUCACUAGUUGGAGAAGCCGCGUUCACCAGGCCGGCAGUACGUCCCGCCUGCCGCUUCCUGGCCUGGUGUUUUGGGGCUGUGGCAGAGAAAAGGAGGAAGGAGGUCCUACGGGAGGCUGGCAGGAUUUUGCUUUCUCCGGGCUUGGUGAGCGGCACCUGGAGGCGAGUAUGAGGCGGUGAUUGGUCUCGGCCGGACUUACGGAAGCGCCAUGAACCUGUUGCCUUCCAACCCUCACGGCAAUGGGCUCCUGUUCGCAGGCUUUAACCAGGACCACGGUUGCUUUUCAUGUGGGAUGGAAAAUGGAUUCCGAGUCUAUAAUACUGAUCCACUAAAAGAAAAAGAGAAACAAGAAUUCCUUGAAGGAGGAGUUGGCCAUGUGGAAAUGUUGUUUCGUUGCAACUAUUUAGCAUUAGUUGGUGGUGGAAAAAAGCCAAAAUAUCCCCCUAAUAAAGUGAUGAUAUGGGAUGAUCUAAAAAAGAAGACGGUUAUUGAAAUAGAAUUUUCUACAGAAGUCAAAGCAGUCAAAUUGCGACGAGACAGAAUUGUGGUGGUUUUGGAUUCCAUGAUUAAGGUUUUUACUUUCACACACAAUCCCCAUCAGUUGCACGUCUUUGAAACCUGCUACAACCCUAAGGGUCUCUGUGUUUUAUGUCCAAAUAGCAACAAUUCUCUCCUGGCAUUCCCUGGUACACAUACUGGCCAUGUGCAGAUAGUGGAUCUGGCCAACACAGAAAAACCUCCGGUUGAUAUCCCAGCUCAUGAAGGAGUCCUAAGCUGUAUAGCUUUAAACCUCCAGGGAACAAGAAUUGCAACAGCAUCGGAAAAAGGGACCCUUAUAAGAAUAUUUGAUACUUCAUCAGGGCAUUUAAUCCAGGAACUGAGAAGAGGAUCUCAAGCAGCAAAUAUUUAUUGUAUUAAUUUCAAUCAGGAUGCUUCACUCAUCUGUGUAUCAAGUGAUCAUGGAACAGUGCACAUUUUUGCAGCUGAGGAUCCCAAAAGGAACAAGCAGUCUAGUUUGGCAUCAGCCAGUUUUCUUCCAAAAUACUUCAGUUCCAAGUGGAGUUUUUCCAAAUUUCAGGUUCCCUCAGGCUCUCCAUGCAUUUGUGCCUUUGGAACUGAGCCAAAUGCUGUCAUAGCAAUCUGUGCGGAUGGCAGCUAUUACAAGUUCUUAUUCAAUCAAAAAGGAGAAUGUUCCCGUGAUGUCUAUGCUCAAUUUCUAGAAAUGACUGAUGACAAGCUUUGACCUUGCAUGAGAAGCGUUUGGACUGAAGUACUGCUGAAUUACUCUGCAACACUUGGAGGACUCAAUACUAACCUGUAAUAUUCCCUAGUUCUGGUGGGAUGUAGGCCUCACCAAGGAACAGGUUCCAGGGGACUAACCAGGAAGAGUCUUGGUUGGGAAGUAAUAUACCAUUGUUUGAUUUCCUUUUAUAAGUGGGGCCUCAUAUUUCUAGCAUGAAUGGAAAAGGAAACAAAUCACAGUGUGCCGGAGUGAGCACUCAGAUGGUUUUUCAAUGGCUUGAGCUUUUUCUUGGUUUAUUUUCUUUAUUCUAAUGAUGAAGUUAGCUUUACAGGUUCAUUUGUACCCUCUAUACCAAAACAAGCAGGAGUUUUGUACAGGGGGUUGGACCACAUUCGGAUAUUGACAUUUGUUUAGGCAAUACCUUACAUCCUUUUCAUUGAGCCUUUGGUGGGGAAAUGAACUAUUUAUGUAAAUAUUAGUUCUUGUAGUGUACAAGAUUUUAAAUAGAAUAGUAAAACCAGCAGCUUGCCUUAGUACAGAAGAAAUGAAUUCCUUCUUCAGAUCUAAAACCACAACUAAUAUGCUUUAGCAAAUGCAGUCUGAAUACUUUCUCUACUUAAGGUCACCAGUGCAGGUCUUUAGGUUUGUUUUAUUCAUGUAUACACAUAUACUGACUUGGUAUGUUGGUGUGUGGAGCUAUGAACAUUAAUACAGAAGCUAGAACAGACUCUCCCAACAUUGCUAAGGCUUAUUGCUGACAGGACUAAUUUCUCCUCAGAUAGAAACACAGUCCUGAGGAGAGUGAACCCAUCUUAAUUUCAGGGAAAAACAGAGUAAGUGGAACAAAAUAACAAAAACAGUUCUUAUCCAUGACUAUUUCUUUCAGUUUAGAUAGUAAAAUUUGGCGUUUAUUCCAGUGAUGCCAUACUGCUGCAUUCCAAAGAGAGUGAGCAAGAGUGAAUGAAACUCAUUUAUAUUUCCGUUGGUGCUUAGUUUGGGCACUUCACUGUUACCUUUCCCUGUAACAUCAUUUCCCUCCACCGUUAUAAAGGUGGCUACACACUAAUUAUUUUGGAAAUGAAAGGCACAUAGCAUUUUGGAACUAAAGUAGAAUACUAUUAUUGUGUUAACACUGCUUAUGUGAGGUUUUACUUGAUUGUAAAUUACCUUGAGACUUAAUUUCAUGUGUUCCUGGUUUCACAUCUCACUUGUCUAAAAGAUCUGUAGCUGCAAGGUCUUUCCAUUUUGCCUGAUUCUUGACAGUGUCGUGUAAUAUUGACUAACUUUUAUGUAAAGUAUGCAUGUUCCUUUUGUGUGGAUUUAAUCAUGGAAAUUCAUUUUGCACAUUUAUUUGUAACAUUUCUUUUAAAUAAAAAUGAUUAAUUUUGUUGUACUCUUUUCUGGUUGUGAGAAGUAAAACUUGGAUAUCACACGUGAUCAAAACCAAGAUGAUACGUUUUUCAUGUUUUAGUUGACUUCUGUUUAGAUUUUACACUUUGGGAAUAAAAAUGUAGAUUAA